UUUCAGUUGUUGAUUAUUUUGGAUAUUGGGUUCUGAUCCUCUUGGGCAUGCAUGGUUCACCAUUUUUCUGCAAGGUGUAAAUAGUGGUCUUAAACAUAUUCCAGUUAGCAGAGUCACUUUUCUAGAUGGCGUUUGCUCUGGCAGUGUUGUUGUGAAGGUGAUUCGUUUUUGGUCGUGUCCUACCUUAAAAGUGAAUGCAGCUUUGAACCAUUUUUCGUCUCUGCCUCUUCUUCAAUCCUUAUGGUGGAUGAGGUACCUGAUAUGAUGCUGAUUUCACCAACUCCAAUAUCGGUGUUGUAGAUGUUGGUCUUGAUGAACUAUUUGAGGUUCACAGGAAAAUAUACUAAUUUGAACUUAAGCACCAGGUGGCUUGGAUGUAGGAGAAGAGAUUUAUUUGAGCAAGGCUCUUAAAGUAAAAGCCAUAUGAAAAGUUCAAGAAAUCAUGGUCAAGGAGAAUGUUCACCUUUGAGUAAUUUUUAAUCAUUCAGUAUAUAUCCCUCAAAGAGUGUUUGGUGUUUCAUGUAAGGAUGCAUGAGUUUUAGGUGAAGUGCAUAAUGGUUGGUACAUAGAGAAGGACAUUUGUGGUAUUCCAUGAGAGAGCUUGAGCAUAAAAGAGGUUAGAGAAGCAAGCCAUUGAGAGAGCAUGAUUCAUUUAAAUUCCCAUUUUUUUGGCUGUAGAUUGCAUAAAUGGGGGCAAGCCAUUGAGAGCAAUCCAACUUCCAAAUUUUGCCAUUCCUAAUUUUCUAUAAUAUGGAACAAGGAUUCAAGUUUAUGACGAUCUUCGAAGAGCUGAGGAAGUAAAUACACCCCCUUAAUUCCAUUUGUCCAUCCCCCCAAAUCAUGCUUAGGCCCCAUUUAUAUUCUUUAAAUUUCCAACAAUGGUACCCCUUUUUAGAAUCAAUCCUAACCUUAAAUAAUGAUGAUAUUUCUUUUAUUUUGCUUCAUCAGAUUCUAUUUCAUAGACCAAUUUUCGUUACAUGAACAUUAUUUCCAUAUUACAUUAUGAUGCAUAAAAAAAAUGAUCAUUUCCAUAAUUUUCAUCAUAUAUUAUUUCCAUCAAAUACAACAAAUUACUUUAGUAUAUUUAUUCAGAUUCUGACAAUGGUAAAUGAUAAAAAAAAUGUACUAUGGAAUUAAUUAAGUUCACUCUUUACUCUAAUAUUUUUAGGGACGCACAUUGUGCAAUCCAUCUCAAUAAUCUUCAAACAAAUGGCCUUAUAUUUUAUUGUUUGAAAACAAUAUAGUCAAUUAAAAAUCUCUCAUGUAUGUCCCUUUACAUUUUUUUCGUUUUUAUCCAAAUAAAAUUAUAUAAUAAUUGAUCUAAUUUUCCAUAUAUAUAUUUUUUUAUAUGUUGUAUAUUUGUAUUAUAAGCGGUUUGGGCAUUAGUAUAAUCAGAUACUUUAAUAGAUUGAUUAAGGGAAAUGGGAAAUUAUGAAGUUUUUUUAAGUUUGUUAUAUUUUAGCUAAUAAGGAAAGAUUUGUUAUUUUUUUGACAGAGCAUUUUAAAUUAGAUAAAAAACUUCAAAUAAAGUUUUAAAAUAGCUGUAAUGUAUCAAUACAUUCGUAUACAAUAUGGUAACCGGAACAUGGCCGGAACCAGCUCUGCUAGGGCUCCUCCUGCCCGGAGUUUCAAUCGGUAACAUAGGUCUCUCCGGCAACAGGAACGUCGUUGGGGAGGGAAUAGAAAGGAAAAAAAUUAUGUAGUGGGGAACAGAGUUCCCUCUCAUGGAUCUUUUACAGUCUUUGUAGACGGUUUAAGUGAUGGGGUAUCAAGGGAAAUGGUCACAGCUAUUUUUGUGAAGGCAGGAUGUUUGAGGAGUGUUUACGUUCAGAAUCGCAAAAGGGUAGGUCGCCACCUUCGCUUUGGUUUCCUCAGAUACAAUUCGGACGCAGAAGCAGAGUGUGCUAUUCGCAAGUUUAAUGGAUUAAAGCUGGAGGGAGCGUUCUUGACGGUAAAGAAAGCGAAGUACCAAGCAUAUGGGGGAUGCGGUGAGAACUAUGUUCCAGCACAGUUUAAACAGAAGUACGUAGUACAGGGGAAAGUGUGGAGACCGAAGAGGAAAAAAGAAGAUUUAGAGGCAAAACCAGAUGUGGAUGAGCCAAACACAAAUUCCAUGUAUAAUAUGGCAGAGGAGGAGAAGGUGUGGAUUGAAAGAUGUGCUGUUGCUACUCUGUAUAACGUGACAUCUCCUGAAGCGGUGCAGGAGGGGUUGCGUAUGCAAGGGCUUGUAAAUCUCAAAAUCAAGUUAUUAGGGGCGCGCGAUGUUCUUCUUGAAUUUGUAUCAAAGGACGAGAUGGUUUUUACUCUGUCGGAAGCAUCAUCUGUCUUAGAUGAAAAUUUUGAAUGGUACAAUCCUUGUUCAGCAUACACGGUGGGGCAGUCUAACUUAGCAUGGUUGCGGGUCAGGAAAAUACCGCUAGGAAUGUGGAACACAAGCUUCUUUUGCACCGUAGCCAACUUGUUUGGGAAAUAUGUCUGCGUUGAUAGCAUAACGUCACGGAAGGAUCGUUUGGAUUUUGCUCGGGUGCUGGUUGAUACUACGCAACCUCUCAUCGAUCAACAGUACUUGGAUGUUAAUUUUGAUGGUAAGGUAUGUCAGGUUCUGGUGGAGAAGGAACUUUCUGUGUACCACGAUUGGACGGGUUUGAGGCAAACACAAAAGCCCAAAGCUCUAUCGUCCACAGACUCAGAAGCAGAGGCGCAUGAAGGGGACGAUGUGGAGGUGGAAAAUUGGGUAUCGGAAAACACGCCGGCAGGGUCGAGAGUGGCGGUGGCUACUGGCUCAGGUCUAGAACCGGAAACGGUCGAUCUCGGUGGUGCAACAGCUUUAAUGCGCGAAUUGAUUGAAGCGGGAUACACGUCUACAGAGUUAAUUCGAUGGUUACACUGCACAGCCAUUUUUGGUGGUAACGGUGCGCCAAAGGAGGAGAGGUUUCCAUGUGAUUCAGAACAACAUUUACUCUCUGCAAAAAUCAGGAAAAAUCUAAACGAGGAUGGAGAAAUCUUUGGCCCACAGAAGGAUCAUCCUGAAAAGAAGGGAGGAGGCGUUUCUCAUGAAAGACAAAAGCAGAUGUGGGCCUUUCCUAAGCCCACUUGUGUCGGGGUUGGAGCUGAACAAAAACAGAAUCAAUCUUUGGGUGAAAAGGGGGGAGAUUCUUCAAACACUCAACAAAAGGCUACUGUAAGUGGGCCUGUGACAAAGAUUGGAUGGAUUUUACAAAACCCUUUAUGUGGUUUCAGGGGAUCUUUAUGUGAAUUAAAGGGUUUGGCUAGGCUAAGGGUCUCACUUUUGAUGGGUAAACAUAUUGCAAUUGGUGACGGUGUGAAGGAGGAAUUUACGAGGUCUAUGGGUGAUUAUGAGGAGGAUGGGCCGGGUCAUGAGGGUGUACGGGUCGGUUUGGGUAAGGUGCCUGAGGACACAAAGAAGAGUGUAAUUGACGACAUAGAGACAGCAAACGAGAAUUAUGCAGACAUAGAAGAAGCUUUGGAGAUACGAGUAUACCAGAAAAAGAAUAAAAAGAGAGGUGGUAGUGUCUCUGAGGCCGCUACUUCUCAUAGGGAGAGUAAACCGAGAGCAAAACGGGGACGCCCCAAAGGGAGCAAAAACAGAUCGAAAGUCCAAACUGAGUUGGGUGCCAUAUGCUCAGGUGAUGAAAUUGGAGAAGAAACUGUUGCGUCUUGGGCCAGUAAUGUUUGGAGAGUGGGCAAGGAGGUCGGUGUAGUUUUCCGAGGGAACGAAGACUUGGCGUUAGCAAGGCUGCAGGACCAGGUACGUAUUAAUCACCCAGACCUGCAAUAGUUAGUUAUUUUCUGGGUAAUUGAGUGCCUAUAGUUUG
This is a messenger RNA of Lotus japonicus, 3836 nucleotides long. RefSeq lists its product as uncharacterized. The record is from RefSeq and is a predicted model, not a curated record. Bases 1778 to 3799 code for a protein of 673 amino acids. Lineage: Eukaryota; Viridiplantae; Streptophyta; Magnoliopsida; Fabales; Fabaceae. The transcript is spliced from 7 exons. Gene Ontology annotation, molecular function: RNA binding.